Petromyzon marinus (sea lamprey) is the source of this 3078-nucleotide messenger RNA. RefSeq names its product nectin-4-like. Gene Ontology annotation, biological process: heterophilic cell-cell adhesion; homophilic cell-cell adhesion. The record is from RefSeq and is a predicted model, not a curated record. Gene Ontology annotation, cellular component: adherens junction. NCBI's taxonomy places the organism in Eukaryota, Metazoa, Chordata, Hyperoartia, Petromyzontiformes, Petromyzontidae.
AUUAUGGGGAAUGUUUAUCUUUGUGCCAAAGUGCGUACGUAUUUUUGUUUGGUUCUUUCGGUGAAGUCACGUAGAUGGGGUUGAACGAAAAUCACACGAAAGAAACCACUACUACGACGACGUUUUGAUCACAACGCAAGCGAUCGCUUGGCUUCAACGAAAUUCCCGCAGUCACGAAAGCUUCAACGUCGAGAUGCGUGCGAAUAAAUAUCACGCAUUACAUUCUGCCGUACGCGUGUCUACGUGAUGUGUGUGGGUGGUGUCAAGGGUGUAAUGACGCAUUUAGAAGGAGGAGGAGGAAUAGCAGAGGAGGAGGAGGGAGAGAACCCCCCCCCCCCCCAAGCUGAAACUGCCUCACCCCUCUCAGAAUCGGCCGGCAGCAGCAGCAGCACCAACCAGGGCAGACAGCGGCACGUGAGGCUCGCCGUUUCGCGAUGGCCAUGGGUGUCGUCGGACCGGCCCUCUUCCUCGUUUUAAGUCUUCUCCACGGAAUCUCAAGCGAGGACGUCACCGUGCACGGCUUCGUGGGUCACGGCAUCACGCUGGCCUGCGACUCAUCCGACACGGGCACGCAAGUCACGUGGACUAAGGACGACGAGGUCGUCGCCUCGAGAUGGGGCACAAACACCGUUUACAACGAUAGGAAUGUGGAGCUUGUGAGCAGCACCUCCGGAGGGAUGCUAUACUCCCUCCGGCUGAAGAGCAUGAUGAUGAGCCGCAAAGGAACCUACAAAUGCAAUAUCAACACCAACAAGGGGUCAACAACAACAAUCAUCAAGCUGAUUGUGCACGAAUCCCCCAAGAUCAUUCUACCCGACGUCCUCUUGGACGGCUCCGAUGAAGCCUCCGUCGCCUGCCAGACACCGAAGAGCGUCAGCUUAGCAGACAUGUCGUGGAAGCUGUCCAACGGAACAAUGAGGCAGCAGAAAAACUACCUGAACAAAACGUCGACGGCCUUUCUCAAGCCGACGCGGGAGAUGCACGGGCAGACCUUGACGUGCUCCGUCGAAUUCUCCGGCGGCGUGGGGAAAGUGGAGCAGUCGGUCGUGCUCGACGUCAAGUACCUGACUCUGACGAUCGCGGACAGUGGCGGCCCCCAUCGCGAAGGUCAAGAGAGUGUCAAUCUCACUUGCAAAGCCGAGGGCAACCCCAUGGCCACGAGCUACUCCUGGACAAUGCCGAAUUCCUCGAGGCACUGGGAGACGAUGAAGGCCGGGAUGACCAUCGUGUUCGAGGAUGCCAUCUCGAGCAACGAGACAGGCCCCUACCGGUGCAGCGCCACCAACGGAUUCGUGACCGCCUCGUCGCCGCUCUACCACCUCGCGCUCGAGCCCGACGUCGAUAAAGGGUCCUGGGAUAAACUCGUCAUCUACCUGGGGUGCCUGGCGGGCAGCGCCCUGAUGUUGCUGAUCGUGGUGGUGGUGUUCGUGUGUCGGCACAAGCGGCCCACGAACCCAUACCUGGACGAAAGGGACAGUACCCCAAUCCACAAGCCCGCGCCACCCCGGAGACUGCCCUUACCUGACGAGGAGGAAAACUUCGGGGUGGGGGUGGUCUAUUCCGGCCCGUUGCCCAAACCUCACCCGCAUGGAAGAUCGCCGAGGCCGCAGCUGAGAAAUCCGCUCGCCUUCUCGUACCUGGAGGCUCACAACGCAGAUGCCGACAACAUCUCGUCGACGAAGACAGAUCCAGAGGAUUAUGAUGAUGUCGAGGUGCGGUGAAGUGGGCAGACGAGUUUUGGGACGGGCUAAUUCUCCGCUUGUUUAUUUUUUCAUUUUUUUAAAGGACACGUGUUUUUUGGGGAGUUUUUUUUCGAAUCGUUUGCACUCCGUGAUAAAUCAGCGCGCCUCCUUCGUGCUCACAAAUUGUGACGCCGUCAGCGUGGAGCCACGGACGUGAGGUCACGGGGGUGACGUCACUUCCUGCGAAGUCAAGGUUUUCCGAAUGCCACUUUAGAGUAUGAAAAAUAAGAACAGGUUUUACCCUUUCAGCCAAUUAAAAACAGGAGUUGUGUUAAGAUGUCCAAACACCAAAUAGAAACAUUUCGCAAGGAAUCAAGUUACUGCAUUAACAACACACGGUACUUGUUGUGAACAUGCAAAACCAACAUGCUGUGAUAACAUACACGCAUUGUCUUUGAAACUGAUUGACCUACACCAGAGACAGCUUUCUUUAUGGCCGAGUCUCACCACCAGUGUCAAACUAGAGAGCAACGCCAAAAUGCGAACAGUACAAAGACAAUGCAAAUAUUACUUAAUCAGAGCUUGUUUGCAUGUUCACCACACAUACUGCGUGUGGUUCAUGCAGUAACUUGAUUCCUUGCAAAAGGUUUCCAUUGGGUGUUUGAACAUCUUAACACAAAUUGCCAGAAAGGGUAGAUCCUAUUCUUAUUUUUCAUGUUUUACAGAUCGUCCAAAAAUUCCAUGUUAUGGCUCGAUUUUGGGAUUAAGUUUGAAAAUUAGGAAUACACUCCGACUUUAAAGACUCAGUAAUCGUCUGAUAACACCUUUCAUAUACAUGUACGUGUGUGUGUGUGUUGAUCCUCUUUCGCACGGUUGCUAAUUAAUCGGAGGUGCGGGCCAACUGUUUCGAGAUUCACCCGUCAGAGUCUGAUCGGCACAUUGGCCACCUCCGAUUGGCCCGGUUGGCUAGCGUAUGGUGCGAGAGAAUUUCAACCUUCGUACAUACAUAUCAAAUAACAAUGUCUGCGUAAACGCGGCAAAUCUUCCAAGUCAUCGGUCAGAAUCCGAGCGACACAUUAGCCACGUGUAAAUAUGCAGAGGACCGCAGAGCUUGGCCAACGGUUAGUCGUGCCAGCUCCUCGCAAGCGCGUGGCUGCUGCUGCUACCUCCGCGCUUCGCCUGUGGUUCCUCCUCCUCCUGGCUCCUCCGAGUCGCCCUCCCCCCCCCCCCCGACUCUCUACGUCUCUACGCGAGCGAUGAAUGGACACCCUGUGCGCGUUACAAGCUGACGUUAUUAUAUUGGUCGCGAAAGCCUACGUGUUAAACCAGGGGUCGGGAACCUAUGGCUCGCGAGCCAGAUGUGGCUCUUUUGAUGAUUGCAUAUGGCUCGCAGAUA